AAAACGAUGAAGUUGCAGAUGUUAAGCGCUGAGCGGCUUAACUGCAAGUCAGCAACUGCCGAGUUGGAGACUGAAACAACCUGAACCAACCGCCAUCGCAGUGAGCUGAGAGAGAUCUUGAGAUCGGAGAAGAUGGUGAAGAAGAAGCUUGGCGGCGGAAUGAAUGCGUUCGAAGCGCUGAAUAAAAUUGUGUCGGAGCCACACUAUCUCUUCCAUUUCUUAGUUUUCUUCUCAUACUUUGUGGUUCGCAGCUCCGCCACUCAGGUCCUCUCCCCUCAAUUGUCCCUCCGUUUCCUGCGUCGGGAGAUUCAAGCCGUUCUCGGAUUCGCCGUUUUAGCUGCUGUCAAGUUGGUGAAAGAAGAAACUUGGGAGGGUUUUAUCGCUGAUACCAUCUUCUAUGCCAAGCUUUUUCUCAUCGCCAUUUCAUUGGUUUUGGAUUACCAUCUGGCUCUUUGGUAUACAGUGUUGUUUUCAGGUAGUCCGCCUUUCCUUUCGUUUUCUUGCUACUUUUAUUGUAAUAUUGACUCUUCAGUUGCGAAGAGGGUCAUUGAUUCUUGGACUGGCUUUCGCAUUUUUGCAGUGAUAUAUCUCUUAGCACAACAACCUGUUUUCGAAGAACUAGGUGAUGUGAAUAAGUUAACACCUCUGCAGUUGGAAACCUUGUUGACAGAGGGGCAUACGUCAAGAUACUGGUUGGUAGAGUUUCGUGCACAGUGUUCCUCUACUUGCAUACGUACAAGUCGUUGCUUUCCUGAACUUUCUGUCACAUACUCAAACAAGAACUUGUCCUUUGGAUCAGUCGAUCUUGGACUCUUCCCGAAUGCUGCAGAGAGAUUUGGAAUAUCACUUAGUGGAGGAAUGAACCAGCUUCCUACUUAUAUAUUGUUCGAAAAUGCAACUGAAGUCGCACGUUUUCCAGAGUGGGGCUUUGAAGCAAAAGCUCCUUACCCUCCUUUAACUAAGGGACGCAUUGUUCGACAUUUUGAACUCGACAGGCUCCUCCUCGAGUAUGUAAAUGGAAAAUAGACACAGCUGCGUCGAUAGAUUACAUGUCGUAUGUAGUAUGCUUGCGAAGUUGCCACUGGUUCUACAGGCUUUCAGUUUCAUCGCGCUGCCACAGGACAAAAGGCACUGAAGAUUCCCUUGUAUGAUGUUAUCUGUGUGUUGCUUGCUCUGCUUUAACAGACUCAAAUGAUCUCAAAAACUGAUACAUUGUGCACUCUUCUAUUUUUUUUUCCCUGACAUACUUGUAACAAAAAAGGAUCAGGAACCUGUACUGCAAACUUAUGAUUCAGUAGAGUAAAAGUGAAAUUUGGCUAGAAGCUUAAAAAUUCUAGCA
Linum tenue is the source of this 1339-nucleotide messenger RNA. Lineage: Eukaryota; Viridiplantae; Streptophyta; Magnoliopsida; Malpighiales; Linaceae. The record is from the annotation of a GenBank genome assembly.